Cladophialophora immunda is the source of this 1427-nucleotide messenger RNA. RefSeq lists its product as uncharacterized. The transcript has a single exon. NCBI's taxonomy places the organism in Eukaryota, Fungi, Ascomycota, Eurotiomycetes, Chaetothyriales, Herpotrichiellaceae. Bases 151 to 1380 code for a protein of 409 amino acids. The record is from RefSeq and is a predicted model, not a curated record. Gene Ontology annotation, molecular function: catalytic activity.
UGCUGUCUUCUGUGUAUACCUAGGUAUUCAGUGCUUGAUUGAAUUCUUGUAGUCUUCUGUGCUACUAUGAGCUGACAGCGACGUCCGUGUGAUUCUCGAUCUCAGCUCGCUCCUUACCCGAUACUGCGUCCAGCUCUCCCUCUCGACGCAAUGCCUCAGCUACUGAAAAUUGGGGUAUCCCAAUCGCACACACUUUCGUCCCUGCCAGAGACCCUGUCCGCCCUUCGUGAAACCACCCUGUUGGCUGCGCAGAAAGAUUUGUCCAUCCUUCUGUUCCCCGAAGCCUACCUAGGUGGGUAUCCGAGAACAUGUUCCUUCGGCGCAGCUGUCGGAGCACGCACAGAUACCGGGCGUGACCAGUUUCUCGCCUACACUAAGUCUGCGGUGGAUCUAGGGGAUACACCGCAAGGAGCUGGAGAUGACUGGAUCGAACGGAAGCUACCAGUGAGCAAAGAGACGGGCCGAAGAGGGGAUGGCACAAGAGAGUUUCUCGAAGAAGUUGCACGAGAAACAGGUGUGUUUGUCGUCACUGGGCUCAUCGAAAAGGCAGGAGGAAGCCUCUAUUGUGCGGCAGUAUAUGUCGACCCGAAGAGAGGGAUCAUAGGCAAGAGAAGGAAAAUUAUGCCCACAGGUUCGGAGCGGCUGGUAUGGGCACAAGGUCAGCCUUCUACAUUGAAAGCGGUAGCUACCACCAUCAAAGGUGUUAGAGUGGUCAUGGGAUGUGCUAUAUGCUGGGAGAAUUUCAUGCCCCUGUUACGGUACAGUCUCUACAGCCAAGGUGUGAAUUUAUGGUUAGCACCUACGGCGGACGCGAGGGAUACGUGGGAACCGCUGAUGAGGACUGUUGCUGGAGAAGGCCGAUGUUUUGUUCUCUCAACCAACCAAUGUAUGAAGAAGAAGGACCUGCCUACUUGGAUCACAGGCAAUCCAAGCGAGUGGUUGUCGAGACGGCCGAAGCCCGAGUCGGAGACGUUUAUGAAUGGCAUUAUUUCUCCAAACCACCACAUCGCGACUGGUGGCCGGAGGCUCUCCAUGACCCGCACGGAAGAAAACCACGAGAUAGCAUGGCGCUGCAAAGACGCCCCGAUCGACGAAAGCAAGCCUCUCGAGUCUUCCAAACUGGAGCUGAAUGCUAACGCUUCCUCCUUGCACAAUGAUGGCGAAGAUUUCGUCUCCCGAGGUGGCGCCUGCAUCGUGAACCCGCUCGGUCGAACCAUCGCAGGGCCGAUUUGGGAGAAAGACAACGAACUCUUGUGGGCAGAAGUCGACUUCGACGAUUGCGAGAGGGGCCAUCUGGAUUUUGACGCCACGGGCCAUUAUGCACGCCCGGACGCGUUCAAGUUGACUGUUGAGGGGCUGGAAUUGAUCCCGCCCCCUUGAACCAGACAUGUAAUCCAGAUAGCAAAGAAACAUGAAACAAAAAUGAG